AUGUCUUCUGUCGACGAGAAACACGCUUCUGAGCCCGCGGCUGCGGCCGAUGUCGAGCCCGCCACCGCCGCCCCGACAACAACCGCUGUUGACGGCCCCGUUCCCCGUCCUGCCGGCUUCAUGUAUCGUGGCUUCCGUAUUGCUGGCAAGGAGCUCUGGUACGCUUCGCCCCGCAUCCAGCUCUUCAUGGUCUCCUUCGUCUGCUUCCUCUGCCCCGGAAUGUUCAAUGCUCUCGGUGGUCUCGGUGGCGGUGGUCAGGUUUCCACAAAGGCCUCCAACGAUGCCAACACGGCCUUGUACUCCACCUUUGCCGUCGCCGCCUUCUUCGCCGGUACCUUUGCCAACCGUCUCGGUCUCCGUCUGACACUUAGCUUGGGCGGUCUGGGUUACUGCAUCUACGCCGCUUCGUUCCUGUCCUACUCUCACAACCAGAACGAAGGCUUCGUCAUUUUCGCCGGUGCCUUCCUCGGUGUGUGCGCUGGUCUCUUGUGGACUGGCCAGGGUGCCAUCAUGAUGUCCUACCCCUCUGAAAAGGAAAAGGGACGCUACAUCUCCUGGUUCUGGAUGAUCUUCAACCUCGGCGCUGUCAUCGGUGCUCUUAUCCCCCUCGGCCAGAACAUCAACACAACAUCGCGAAGCACUGUUACUGAUGGUACCUACGCUGCCUUCAUUGUUCUCAUGCUGCUCGGUGCCAUUCUUGCUCUCUUCAUGUGCGAUGUGCCCAAGAUCAUUCGUGAGGACGGCUCUAAGGUCAUUGUUAUGAAGAACCCUUCUUGGCAGUCUGAGUUCAAGGGCUUGUGGGAGACUCUGGCCCAAGACCCGUGGAUCAUCCUUCUGUUCCCCAUGUUCUUCACUUCCAACGUCUUCUACACUUACCAAACCAACGACAUGAACGCCCCUCACUUCAACACCCGCACCCGCUCGCUCAACAACCUGUUGUACUGGUCUUCCCAGAUUAUCGGUGCUCUCAUCUUUGGCUACGCCCUCGACUUCCCCAAGGUCCGCCGUAGUGUGCGCGCAAAGGCCUCCUACAUUACGCUUUUUGUCUUGACCAUGGCCAUCUGGGGCGGUGGUUACGCAUGGCAGAAGAAGCAAGCUCCUCGCGGCGAGAUUGAGGGCAACUUGGACUACCCCACCAUUGACUGGACCGACGGCGGCGAGGCCUACAUUGGCCCCAUGUUCUUGUACAUGUUUUACGGAUUCUUCGAUGCCUGCUGGCAGACGAGCAUCUACUGGUACAUGGGUGCCCUUUCCAACUCUUCUCGCAAGGCUGCCAACCUGGCUGGCUUCUACAAGGGUAUUCAAUCCGCCGGCGCUGCCGUCUUCUGGCGUCUCGAUGGUGUCCAAACCGAGUACAACACCAUCUUCGGCGCUACCUGGGGUUGCCUUGCUGGUGCCCUCGUUAUUGGUGCGCCCAUCAUCUUCUUGAAGAUCAAGGACACUGUCACCGUCGAGGAGGAUCUCAAGUUCUCUGACGAGACUAUUGCGGACGUUGCUGCCCCGGGUACGGUCGACACCAAGUUGGAGAAGGAGGUCGCGUAA
Messenger RNA from Colletotrichum paranaense, 1542 nucleotides. RefSeq names its product major facilitator superfamily transporter. The record is from RefSeq and is a predicted model, not a curated record. The transcript is spliced from 2 exons. Gene Ontology annotation, molecular function: transmembrane transporter activity. NCBI's taxonomy places the organism in Eukaryota, Fungi, Ascomycota, Sordariomycetes, Glomerellales, Glomerellaceae. The coding region runs from base 1 to 1542 and encodes 513 amino acids. Gene Ontology annotation, biological process: transmembrane transport.